Messenger RNA from Ananas comosus (pineapple), 1447 nucleotides. Its product is annotated as putative mediator of RNA polymerase II transcription subunit 26. Gene Ontology annotation, biological process: positive regulation of DNA-templated transcription. Bases 58 to 1065 code for a protein of 335 amino acids. The transcript is spliced from 2 exons. The record is from RefSeq and is a predicted model, not a curated record. Lineage: Eukaryota; Viridiplantae; Streptophyta; Magnoliopsida; Poales; Bromeliaceae. Gene Ontology annotation, cellular component: SWI/SNF complex.
AAAAAAAAAAAAGAAGAAAAAAAAAAGAAGGCAAAGAGAGAAAAUUCUGCAGCGAAAAUGGACGACGGAGCGGCGAACAACGCCGCCGCGUUGGCGGCGCAGCAGCAGCAGCUGCUCCUCCAGCAGCACCACCACCAGAUCUUCCUCCUCCAACAGCAACAGCAGCAGCACCACCAAUUCCCGCAACCGCAGCAGCUUCCGAGACCGCAGCAGCUCCUCCACCACCACCAACAACAGCAGCAGCAGCAGGCCGUCUCCCGCUUUCCCUCCAACAUCGACGCCCACCUCCGCUCCCCGGGCUUCCGAUCCCUCCACUUCCAUCCCCAAUCGCAGUCCCAAUCGCAGGCGCAGGCGCAGCCGCGGCGGAACCCGGUGGAGGUGGAGAUGGCGCAGCAGGACGCCCUGAAGGUCUGCAACCCCGACGUCAAGACCCCCUUCUCCUCCAUCGAGGACGCCGUCCACAGAUUACUGCCGUAUCACGUGGUGUCGGACUAUGAGGCGGAAGAGGACGACAGGAUCCUCGACAGCGAUGCCACCGGCCAGGUCAACUCCCGCCUCCAGCAGUGGGAGCACAGUGUUCUUGUGAAGAUCGCAGAGCUCACCACCGCAUUCGAAAAGCAGCUGCUCGCCUUCAACAUAAUGACCCGCAGACGAGCCCUUGGCGAAUUGCGAUCCGAAGAAAGGCUCAUGCUAGAGAAAGCCCUACUUCAGGAGGAGAAGCAAUCACUGUUGGAGCUAAGGGCGGAGCUCGAGUCGAGAGAAAGGGCUGGGCGGAUGGCCAUGGCCCAGGCCGAGCAGGCUCAUCGGGCUGAGAUGAUGGCCCGCGGCCCAAUGAGGGCAGGUGCAGCCACCGCCCGGGGGGAGGAUGGCUCGGUCCGUAGUAGUACGGGACAAUAUCAGGGGGGCGACGAGGAACAGACUCAAGGGUGGGGAAAUGGGCAGAGAGAUGAUGAGGAACUGUCGGAGGAUUUCCUGAACGACGAGAACGAGAAUGAAAACGGAGAGACGGCGAUGCAGGACGACUGGCGAGAUGCGGGGGAGCUGGAUUUGAACAAUAGCAGGUGAUACUCGAACUGCAAAAACGACGAAUCCUCUUUUAAGCUAGAAUUCGUUUCAGCUUCUUUAUCAUUGCAAUUUGUUAGGAAACUGGGAUUGUUACUCACUAUCUGAUCUUGCAAUCUGUUUGCAUAUUAAUCAUCCUUUUUUUUGCAAAGGAAAGAUUAUAACAAAUCUAUAUCAUCAAAGCUUUAGGCGGAAUAAAGUGAUGCAGAGUGAAAGUUUCUGAUGAGCAUUGAGAGCUGUGAAUGCUUUCGGCACAAAAUGACUCGGUGAACUUGGCAUGGUUAUGCUUUUACUAUCAUUUAUGGGUUAAUUGUUUCUUUUUUUUUUUACACAUUUUGUAAUGCUUUUUACUCUUAAAAAAUUUUGUAGUUUUGACUAGGAUAUA